Messenger RNA from Ogataea philodendri, 549 nucleotides. RefSeq lists its product as uncharacterized. The record is from RefSeq and is a predicted model, not a curated record. Bases 1 to 549 code for a protein of 182 amino acids. The transcript has a single exon. Lineage: Eukaryota; Fungi; Ascomycota; Pichiomycetes; Pichiales; Pichiaceae.
AUGAACUCGAAGGAUCGUUCAUGGUUCUUGCUUUCGAUUAGCAUGUUGACCAUGCGCUCGCAUUUGAUUUUCAGCUGGUCAAAUUGGUCGCUGCUUUCUUCGGCAACCGAGUCCUCAAUAUCGAGAGCUUUCUUCCAGCAGACAACUGAAGAGUCGACAUCUUUGGUCAACAGCUUUCCUCCAAAGUGGAACAACAAGUUUGAGAAGUUGCGCAGACGUUUUGGCUGGCAUUGGUUCUUCAAGCUAUCAGCCAUAGUGUUUAACGCUUGGUAUCCAAAACUGAACUGCUUGAUAGGAUCCAUGUCUUUGAUUUUGAUAGUGACCAUGUCGAAGAAGUUGAGACAGGGAUACGUUUUCUUGCAGAAUUGCAGAAUGUCCAGCACCACAGACUGGUCAGCAGGCGAUUCCAGGUCGAGCCGUUUCAGGAGUCGACACGAUUCGGCAGCAAACAUGGGAUCGUUGUUCAAUGGCGUGCUGGACAACUUAAGAGCUUUGAGCAAGGCCUCAGGCGUGUUUCCUUCCACGAUUUUUGUAGUUGUCAAUAAAUAG